Messenger RNA from Pieris macdunnoughi, 1431 nucleotides. The record is from the annotation of a GenBank genome assembly. NCBI's taxonomy places the organism in Eukaryota, Metazoa, Arthropoda, Insecta, Lepidoptera, Pieridae.
AUGAUUGUUAAAAUGUCAAGUGAAAUACCGGCGAGGAACAAAAUGCGGAUUUGUGUUGUAUAUCUACUAUUUAUUUUCACAAUAUGUGGCUCUACCAAUGUAGACACAGUAUCAAGUGAUAUUAAAAUUAAGAAUGUUGAUAGAAUAAUCGAUUGUUCUUCUCAACUCGUAAAAACAACAUCUAAAAUUACUUUGGAAAACUCAGGCAAAGCACCAAUAAAAAGUUUCUUAUUGGCUAUAGAAAAUGUUCUAAAAGACCACAUAUCAUUCCUGGGAGUUAAGGAUAGCCACAAUAAAGAUCUACGCUUAAUAGAAACAACAGUAAAGGGUUAUGACUAUAUCAAGUUUUAUCGUGUCGAGCUAAAAGAUGCAAUUAAUGCAGGUUCUUCAUCAAUUCUUACUGCGGAAUCCGUUUUCACUAAAGCCCUGCAACCAUAUCCUACCGCCAUCACUCAGCAGGAAGACCAAUUGGUCAAGUUUAAUGGUAACCUAUACUUCUUUUCUCCCUACUAUGUCAUAUCACAGAAAACCAAUGUAAUUUUGAAUACAAAGAGUGUUGAAUCCUUCACGAAAGUAAAACCAUUCAGCCAGCUUGAUGGUACACUUAUAUUUGGGACUUAUUCCAAUAUUGGACCAUUCACUGAAAAGGAAUUGAGUGUACAUUUCAAGAACAACUCUCCAUUCUUAACUGUCACUCGCGUUGAGCGUCUUAUUGAAGUAUCACACUGGGGCAAUAUAGCAGUCGAAGAAAAGAUUGAAAUUGAGCAUACAGGUGCUAAGUUAAGUGGACCAUUCUCUCGCUACCACUAUCAACAGGAUCACCACAGUGGCCCUGCUAGUGUCCGCUCAUACAAAACAUUAUUGCCUGCUUCUGCUGCUGAUGUAUAUUAUCGGGAUACUAAUGGCAACAUCUCUACAUCCAACAUGAAGGUGAAAAAGGAUUCGGUAGAAUUGGAUUUAAGACCUCGAUACCCUCUCUUCGGAGGAUGGAAGACUCACUACACUCUAGGUUACAAUGUCCCAAGUUAUGAAUAUGUUUACCAUUCUGGAAAUGAAUAUCUUUUAAAGAUGCGUGUAAUUGAUCACAUUGUAGAUGACAUGCAAGUCGAUGAAUUAGUUACCAAGGUGAUUUUACCAGAAGGAGUUCAUAAUAUCAAAAUUAACUUUCCCUAUUCAAUAACAAAACUGCCUGAUACUUUACACUACACUUAUUUGGAUACUCAAGGACGUCCAGUGAUUUCAUUUACCAAGAAAAAUAUUGUUGAAAAUCAUAUUCAAGAUUUUCAACUACGGUACACAUUCCCAACAAUCAUCAUGUUGAGGGAACCAUUAAUAGUAGUUGGUUCACUAUAUGCUCUAUUCCUUUGUGUUAUUAUUUAUGUAAGAUUAGACUUUUCUAUUCAUAAGCCAGAACAUGCCCAUAAGGACUAA